Staurois parvus is the source of this 307-nucleotide messenger RNA. The record is from the annotation of a GenBank genome assembly. NCBI's taxonomy places the organism in Eukaryota, Metazoa, Chordata, Amphibia, Anura, Ranidae.
CUGUGUCCCUCGGACACAGCGGAUCACUGAUCAAUGGAAAGAGCCGAAGAUGUCAGCUCGGUCAUGUGAUCAGCUGUGUCCAAUCACAGCUGAUCACAUCAGCUCCACCUCUCAGUGUCCAUCAAUGCCACAUAUCAGUGCCUACCAGUGCACAUCAAUUGCACAUAUCAGUGCCCAUCUGAGCUGCCUUUCAGUGCCACCUAUCAGUGCUGCCAAUCAGUGCCACCUAUCAGUGCCACCUAUCAAUGCCACUCAGUGCCACCUAUCAGCGCUGCCAAUCAGUGCCACCUAUCAGUGCCAGUCAGUG